AUGCUGAAGCUCUUCACAUCCCAUCACGUGACUAGCCGGUUAAGGAAUCGGAGUUCCCACAAAUUGGCUCGUCGAGCUUUCUUAACGACACUAACCGAUUCCAAGCCUACCGACACUGUCUCUGCUAAACCAUGCAUCGACGAUUGUCAAACGGUUGUAGCAUUGCCGUUGCUACGCAAGCCUCUUAUUCCUGGUUUUUACAUGCCACUCUAUGUCAAGGAUCCUAAAGUACUUGCAGCUCUACAAGAGAGCAAAAGUGGACAAGCUCCAUAUGCAGGGGCUUUCCUUUUGAAGGAUGACAAAUACGCUUCAACUGCUUCAUCUUAUUAUGGCUUUGAAACAGUGAAUAUCCUAGAUAAGUUGAAAGGCAAAGAGUUGCUUAAAAAAAUUUACCAAGUUGGCACACUUGCUCAGAUUUUAAGUAUCCAAGGUAAGCAAGUCAUCCUUGUUGGUCGCAAACGACUUCAAAUAACAGAGAUGGUGAAUAGAAAUCCUCUAACUGUCAAAGCUCAACAUAUAAAGGAUAAGCCAUAUGAUAAGGACGAUGAGGUCAUCAAGGCAACAUACAUUGAGGUUAUUUCUAUGCUUAGGGAUGUCUUAGAGACAACAUCACUCUUCAGGAAUCGAGUUCAGACCUAUACACAGGUUAUAGGUGACUCCAACUAUCGAAAGUUAGCCGAGUUUUUAUUACAAAAAAGAAGAAGAAAUUUUACCGGCCUUAGAGCUGGGAUCUUUGAUGCUACUGACUUCAAUUACCAAAAGUUAGCCGAUUUUGGAGCCGGGAUCUGUGGCGCUAACAAACAUAAAAUUCAGGAGGUUCUUGAAGAAUUGGAUGAGGAAUAUGGUUCUGCUGAAUACGUCAAACAAAACCGACUUUCUGACACGUUUAGGAAAAGGAUUGAACCUAUUAAAGAGAAAAUUCCGAAACAUGUCCUAGAAGUCAUAGAAGAAGAGCUUGCGAACCUUGAUAGGAAAGAAUACGGUUUUGGUAGCACCGAUAGUAUCUAUAGCUACCUUGAUUGGUUGACUGCGUUGCCUUGGGGAAACUGCAGUGAUGAGAACUUUGAUGUCCUACGGGCAGAAAAGAUUCUUGACGAGGAUCACUACGGAUUACAUGUUAUCAUUUGUCUCUCUGGCCCUCCUGGGGUAGGAAAAACUAGCGUUGCUCGUUCUGUCGCACGUGCUCUUGGCCGCAAGUUCUUUCGGCUCGCUGUUGGAGGACUAUCUGAUAGUUCCGAGAUCAAGGUAUACAUACUACUGCAUGACAUAAACAGUUGGAGAAAAAUAUUUCACAUAGCAAACAGUUGUCUUUUCUCCAACAAAAAAAACAGUUGGAGAAAAAUAUUUCACAUAGCAAACUUGUCUUUUCUCCAACAACAAAAAAAAAACACUAGAGAACUGACAUAUUUUAUAACAUAAGUCAUCAUCUAAAAUGUGUUCACUUAUAGGGGGACCGUAGAGUAUAUAUUGGUGCCACGCCCGGAAAGAUGGUGCAGUGUCUAAAGGAAGUGGGAACAGAGAAUCCUCUUGUUCUGCUCGAUGAGAUUGAUAAGGUAAUUAAGCUAGGAUGAGUUGUUAGUCUUUUUGAAUUGAAUUUGUCUUUAGAGAUUAUUUGCAACGAUUGUCACUUGGUUCACUGGCAGCUUGGAAACAGUAGUAGAGAUCCAGAGGGUGCGUUGUUGGAGCUUCUUGACCCAGAGCAAAAUGCACAUUUUCUAGAUUACUUUCUUGAUGUUCCUAUCGACUUAUCAAAGGUACUCUCUCUUUUUCUUAUUCACCUUUUUUUGAACUUUCAUCCUAAUCAAUUUUUUUUGGUUGUAGGUUUUGUUUGUAUGCACAGCAAACAAUAUAGAUAGGCUUCCAGGUCCUCUACUAGACAGGAUGGAGGUUAUAGAACUCGCAGGGUACACUGCCGAUGAGAAAAUGCAUAUUGCUAGAGACUAUUUGGUGAAAAUUGUACAAAGAAAAUGUGGCAUGAAGCCUGAACAAGUUGACGUGAGCGACGCGGCUCUUCUUUCCUUGAUAGAAAACUACUGCAGAGAAGCAGGAGUUCGAAAUCUCCAGAAGCAGAUUGAAAAGAUUUUUCGUAAGGUAAGGUCACUAAAUAUAGUACAAACUUCUUAACUUGGAUGCCAAGCAAUCUAAAAUUACACUAUAUACUCCGAGCUUUUUUAACUUGGAUGCUAAGCAAUCUGAAAUUAUUUUGGUUUACUAACAGAUUGCUCUUAAACUUGUACGCCAAC
This is a messenger RNA of Brassica napus (rape), 2243 nucleotides long. Its product is annotated as lon protease homolog 4, chloroplastic/mitochondrial-like. Gene Ontology annotation, molecular function: single-stranded DNA binding; ATP hydrolysis activity; ATP binding. Gene Ontology annotation, biological process: mitochondrion organization; protein catabolic process; chaperone-mediated protein complex assembly. Bases 1 to 1419 code for a protein of 472 amino acids. Gene Ontology annotation, cellular component: mitochondrial matrix. The record is from RefSeq and is a predicted model, not a curated record. The transcript is spliced from 10 exons. Lineage: Eukaryota; Viridiplantae; Streptophyta; Magnoliopsida; Brassicales; Brassicaceae.